Molecule: messenger RNA, 1142 nt
Organism: Misgurnus anguillicaudatus (oriental weatherfish)
Lineage: Eukaryota; Metazoa; Chordata; Actinopteri; Cypriniformes; Cobitidae
Source: RefSeq, a predicted model, not a curated record
UAUGCACUUAUCCACUCGUAAAUCUGACGGUGCUCCACCCUCUCCAUCGCUUUCAUCUCUCCAUCUGUUACUGUCCCACGAGUGGAGAGGAUUUCAGCACCGGGACAGAUCCUCGAGGCAUCAUGGCGACAGAGUUUCACAACCUCCAGGAGUUGCGUCACAGCGCAUCUCUGGCCACCAAAGUCUUCGUUCAGAGAGAUUACAGUGACGGCACCGUCUGCAAAUUUCAGACCAAGUUUCCUGCAGAGCUGGACAGUAGAAUCGAAAGGAGUUUGUUUGAAGAAACAGUAAAGACGCUGAACUGCUUUUACUCGGAGGCAGAGAAGAUCAGCGGUCCAUCGUACCUGGAAGGCUGUCUGGCCUGUGCUACAGCUUACAUCAUUUUCAUGUGCAUGGAGACACGCUAUGAAAAGAUCCUGAAGAAGAUCAGUAUGUAUGUCCAAGAGCAAAAUGAGAAGAUCUAUGCACCCAGAGGUUUGCUGUUGACAGACCCCAUCGAGAGAGGCAUGAGAGUGAUCGAGAUCUCAAUAUUCGAGGACAGCGGCUCCAGCAGUUCCAGUUCCAGUACGAGUUCUCCAUCCAGCAGCCCAGCACAAUGACUGGAGGAGCAGCACCAGGGGUACGGGUACAGAGGGGCCAGUACAUUGGCCAAAAUCCGCAUGCUGAAACAUGAGAGCACCAGAUUUUAAAGAGAGAGAGAGAGUAGCAAAGUACCGCUCACUCUUUUCAAAGAAAUGCAAAGCCAGAAGCCCUCCUCCCCCUGUCAUUUUCUUUAUUUCAUCCUCCCCUGCAUUUCCAUUAGGGACGGACACAAUCUCCAUCAGACACCCUGAAUGCUGAAGAUGAGUAUGAUAGACAGAAUGCGUCCUACAGGAAUUUCAUUUUGAUUUUUCUCUGUUACCUUGUCUCGGAUUGUGUGUGGACUAUGUGUGACCACCUCUUAAGGGACUAGCUGUGUUUUACUAUAGCCAUUAAGUAGAGCAUGGCACUAGCAACAUUUAGGUUGGGUUUUAAAACACUGUUACAAGCUUAAAACACUUAAACUAGAUUUCAAGGUCUAGACCAGUGGUCUCCAACAUGGUGCCCGCGGGCACCCGCACAAAGUCUGUUAGUUGCCCACCAAAGCACAUUCUAUUAUUAGC